AAUGACAAAUGUCGAGGCUGACACUUGGGAAUAGCCAGUUGAUGAGCUGAGAUCUCUUAAGGCAGAGAGUCCUCCUGUUCUGGCAACAGCAGCAGGUCCUGGUGACCAGAAAGUCUCAGAGGUGCUGGAGCUGAUUGUCUUCUCCUGACUCUAGGCAGACUGCCAAGCACCUUGCAUGCAGCAGAGGCACAGUCCAUGAGUUCCUGGCACUGCCACUAGACUUCCUAACAACAUCAUUCUUCACUGCAUCUUCCUACUUGAGUGCUUCAUGGCUUCCACCUACAGCCUCCAAGGAAGCUGGACUCCUCUAGCUGCACUGACCUUACUAUGGACGUCUUUGGCUUGGGUUGAAGGAAAGCCAAGUUGUCCUUCCUGCAGGAUGCCCCCACUGGAACCCAGUGCCGAGAAAGCCUUCCUGGUCGAAGUAGCCAAACAGCAGAUACUCCAGAAACUGAACCUAAGCGAGAGGCCCAACAUCACCCACCCUGUGCCACGCAUGGCGGUGGCCAAUGCCCUGCGGCGACUACACAUGGGCAAAGGCUGGACAGAUGGGAUGGGGCACUUCUCCAGCUGGGAGAAAACAGAGUCUGAUGAGCAGGGGUACGAGAUCAUUAGUUUUGCAGAGACAGAGCCUUCUGGCCUCCUUCAGUUCCAGCUCACCCAUACCAAGGACCAAGCCAUGCAUGUCCUGAAGGCCCAGUUAUGGCUGCACCUUAAGGCGCACGAAAACAUCACAAUACAGAUCUAUGUCGCAGGAGAGCCACAAGUGCUGCUGGGACAGCAGCAGCUGGGAAGCCAGGGGAGUGGUUGGCACACUUUCUCCCUCAUGCCAGCUUUGCAGAACUUCUUCGAGCAUGAAGACAAAACCUUGCGCUUGGAGUUGCACUGCGAAGGCUGCCAUCCCAACAUUAUGUCUUUGAUGGCUACCAGUAGCAACUCCCACCAGCCAUUCUUGGUGGUGAAGGCGAAGAUAAAAGAAUUGGGCCAUCGGGUCGCCAAACGCAGCCUGAGCUGUGACCAGAACUCAGAUUUGUGCUGUCGAAAAGACUAUUAUGUAAAUUUUCGGGAGAUUGGUUGGAAUGACUGGAUCUUCAAGCCAGAGGGCUAUCAGAUCAACUAUUGCAUGGGCGAAUGCCCUAUGCACCUGGCAGGUGUGCCCGGGGUGGCAGCUUCCUUCCACACGACUGUCUUCAAUUUGGUCAAAGCCAACAACAUCCCCAUUGCGGGCCAUUCCUGCUGCGUCCCCACACAGCGAAGGGCCCUUUCUCUGCUGUACUUUGACCCCAAUAGCAACCUCAUCAAGACAGACAUUCCCGACAUGGUUGUUGAUGCUUGUGGUUGCAGCUAAAAAUGGGAGGGUAAGCAGAGAGAAAACCAAAUGGACAAAAAGUAGGAAAUGAGUUUCCACUUCCCUUUGGACUCCUACGAACUUCAAAAGAACUCUGAGCCAAAUUGAAGGGGUGGUGUUAUCAUGUGGACUCCUUUCAAAAGAGCAACAGUGUUUGUUCUUUCAGAGAGAACAAGUCACACUAAGAUGUAGACUAGCCUGUUUUCUUACCACUGUAUAUUGUAUACUGUAGUGCUAUGCAGGGCUGCCAAUAUCCUUCUAAGUCCUGGGCCAUUGUAUUUGUCUUUCUCUCUGACGUUGCUACUUGAUAGACCCUCCAAGCUGUUUCCCUAACUCUUCCCACCCCACUCCCAGGAGCUUCACUCAUCUCUCUUUCCCCAGUCCUGUUCUGUGGGGAGAAGAGUCAGGAAAAAUGGUUCUGGAAUGAUAGAGUUCUGCAUACAGGGUGUACAUAGGCCCUCAGGAUUUCAAGAUAGGAUUGGCGAACAGGAGAAACACAUGCUUGAAUCACACACAUCUUUUCAAGCCUAAUUACUUGCCCCUAAAGGCAAAGAUCAUGGUGCAUUUAAAAGUUCUCAUUGUUGCUCUUCUCAUCUUCAUGGUGUUCUUCUCAAUCCAAGGCUCCACAUGGAUUGGGCCAAGUUUACUUGGGAACUCCUUCAUUGGGUGGGCAGAAAAAGAAGGAGACCAAGAAGAGCUGCCCAGAUACAUACCCAAAGGACUCUAAGUAGGUUUUGCCUUUCGUACUGUGCGUGAGAUUUAUUGUAUUUCUCUUAAUGUAUCUAUAUUAUUUUAUUUUUUUGGAAUGACAUUCGUAGCAAAGCAAGUUUCAAUAAAAAAAACUAAAACAACAA
Messenger RNA from Thamnophis elegans (Western terrestrial garter snake), 2202 nucleotides. Its product is annotated as inhibin beta E chain-like. The coding region runs from base 269 to 1348 and encodes 359 amino acids. The record is from RefSeq and is a predicted model, not a curated record. Gene Ontology annotation, molecular function: growth factor activity; cytokine activity; hormone activity. The transcript has 2 exons. NCBI's taxonomy places the organism in Eukaryota, Metazoa, Chordata, Lepidosauria, Squamata, Natricidae. Gene Ontology annotation, biological process: BMP signaling pathway; SMAD protein signal transduction. Gene Ontology annotation, cellular component: extracellular region.